CUCUCCUUCCAUGGGCAUUUGCUUAAAACCCCUCCGUUGUAUCUCAGAUCCUGCGCUACAACGCCAUUAUACACUUAAGUUAUUGGCGCCUCGAAUCGUUAGGGUCAUGUUUCGUCAAUGUUUCGUCAAUGUUUCGUUAUCACUGAAUUGUUCAUUCGAGAGUUCCGAACUCUCCAAUCAACAGCAAUCGAGUCGCCAAUGCAACAACAUAUUAUGCUCUAUGCGAACGUCCAAACAGGCUGGAAGUCGAAUAACUAUGACUUUCAGCACUUUUUCAUUCAGUCUAUCCAUCUUUUCUUCAUUAAUCUGGAAUUGCAGGAAUGACCGGAGGACUAUGGAACGAUCCGCCGAAAAUUCCAGGCGGUCAGGAGUAAACAUGUUGCACUUCAAAUUCGUGGUCCGAUUUAUUAUAAAAGGAAAGAGGGUACCUUUACUCGCUAGAAGACUCGAACGGUAGACAAUAUGAAGAACUUCUUCUCCACGCUCCCACUCCUCCUCCUAUCUUUCUUCCUCAUCUCGGGAGUUCGAGCUGAUGGCGGCUGCCCAGACGAUUACGAGCCCGUCGUAAUCGAUGGGGAAGCUGUAUGCGAGCAGAUUAUCCACCAUUGUAUUGGUGGUGAAGAACGGCGCUACCUUGACAGUCACAACGCACGUCUCUGCUGUGACCCCAGAGAACAGCUGGUGAUCUACGACGAAGUGUCCCGUGCUGGUGUGUGUUGUGGUUUUGACCAGAUUUACACCGGGAUCAAACCCAACGGCAAAUGCUGCCCACCCAAAUCUGUCUUGAACGCAGCCGGAGCGUGCAUACCUGAGCCAUUACCCUCGAGUUGCCAAGGCUGCCCCGCUCAACAGCCAAAUGCAUGUCAGUUGGGGGUUGCUUGCGGAAACGCCGCGAACAAUGGAUUACAGUUCGGCAAAUGCUACCAGCUGCUGUUCGCUAACGGACAUCAACUUGGAAGAGGUGUGUCUUACGGUACUCCGGAUAUGUACACUCAAGAUGGCUAUAUUCAAAACAUCCCAUACCAGAUCUGCAAGACGCCGACGGAUUGCGGAACUGGACCAGUUGCGAAUAUGCAAGACUUCUACGUCAAGGAUCUCGUUGGACCGGCUGAUGGCUCGGCACCUUUCGGUUGGAGCAACUCCUUAAACGGCGCCCACAUGACCAUCACCACGAGCAACAACAUCGUUGACCUUGCCCACUUCAACGGACGAACAUCGUGCUCUUCUUGCAAGUGCGUCGUACAAGUCAGCGCGUCGUAUGCGUGCCCCGCCAUUCAGCCCGGUAUUACCUUCUGGGCAAACAAGAAAGUAACCUUGAAGUUGCAAUUCUUGGAGAUCCCGUGCACCGGAAAAUUCAACUUCCCCAUCGUAUAAUGGGUUGGUUACGGGGCUAAAUCCUAGUAUGCUUUGACUUGUGUUUUCCGAAAGUUCUUUAUUUCGCCCGAUUUUUUGUUCUAUCAUAUAUAAAACGCAACUUCCCGUUCGAAUAGAUUCAGAGUUCCAAAUCAAACAUCAUAUACUCAAUAUCUCUAUUGUUUUUCCUUUGUU
Molecule: messenger RNA, 1548 nt
Organism: Marasmius oreades (fairy-ring Marasmius)
Lineage: Eukaryota; Fungi; Basidiomycota; Agaricomycetes; Agaricales; Marasmiaceae
Exons: 7
Coding region: 463-1374 (303 amino acids)
Source: RefSeq, a predicted model, not a curated record